AUGAGGUGCUCUCAGUUCUGCAAGGCCUCGGCGAUCAUUACGGUCGCUUCUCUUCUGGCACACCAGACCGGCGCCCAACCAGCCUCCGGGAACGAAUACACGUACGUGGGAUGUUUCAAAGACACCAAGGAAGAUCGAAUUUUGGGGGACCAGAUGACUAAUGGCCAGGAAAUGACCACCGAGAGCGAGUUUUGCGGCGGGUUUGAUGCUUUCGAUUUAUACCGCACCGACUCGGACUCCAUCACUAGCGACGGCGACACAACCCCCACGCCCGUCGACGGCGAAACCACCAACGAGCAGGGCAACGGCACCGAAGGAGACGGCGGCACAGCUCCCACGCCCGUCGACGGGGAAACCAACAACGACCAAGGCAACGGCACCGAAGGUGGGAACGAUUACACAUACGUAGGAUGCUUCAAGGACAGCCAGCAAGAUCGCAUAUUGGGGGACCAGCUGACAAAUUCCCAGGAAAUGACUACCGAGUUUUGCUACGACUAUUGCAUUACGAAGGACGCCACAUUUAUGGCUACUCAGUACGCGAUUGAGUGCUGGUGCACAUCCGAGCCCGAGGAUCAGGUCGACUAUGCCCGCCACGGAGAGGGAGCGCAGUGUAACUACGAUUGCGCCGGCGAUGAGGACGAGUCGUGCGGUGGUUUUGAUGCUUUCGAUCUAUACCGCAUCGGCGCGGCCUACACUACGAGCGACGGCGACACAGCUCCCACGCCCGUCGACGGCGAAACCAACAACGAUCAAGGCAACGGCACCGAAGGAGACGGCGGCACAGCUCCCACGCCCGUCGACGGCGAAACCAACAACGAUCAAGGCAACGACACCGAAGGAGACGGCGGCACAGCGCCCACGCCGGUCGACGGUGAAGUCAACAACGACCAAGGGAACGGCACCGAAGGAGACGGCGGCACAGCGCCCACGCCGGUCGACGGUGAAGUCAACAACGACCAAGGGAACGGCACCGAAGGAGACGGCGGCACAGCCCCCACGCCCGUCGACGGCGAAGCCAACAACGAUCAAGGCAACGACACCGAAGGAGACGGUGGCACAGCCCCCACGCCCGUCGACGGCGAAGCCAACAACGAUCCAGGCAACGACACCGAAGGAGACGGCGGCACAGCCCCCAUGCCCGUCGACGGCGAAGUCGACAACGAUCAAGGCAACGACACCGAAGGGGACGGCGCCAUAGCCCCCACGCCCGUCGACGGCGAAGCCAACAACGAUCAAGGCAACGGCACCGAAGGAGACGGCGGCCCAGCCCCCACGCCCGUCGACGGCGGAACGAACAACGAUCAAGGCAACGACACCGAAGGGGACGGCGGCACAGCCCCCACGCCCGUCGACGGCGAAGCCAACAACGAUCAAGGCAACGGCACCGAAGGAGACGGCGGCCCAGCCCCCACGCCCGUCGACGGCGGAACGAACAACGAUCAAGGCAACGACACCGAAGGAGACGGCGCCACAGCCCCGACGCCCGUCGACGGCGAAACCAACAACGAUCAAGGCAACGACACCGAAGGAGACGGCGGCACAGCCCCCACGCCCAUCGACGGCGAAACCAACAACGAUCAAGACAACGGCACCGAAGGAGACGGCGGCACAGCUCCCACGCCCGUCGACGGGGAAACCAACAGCGAUCAAGGCAACGGCACCGAAGGUGGGAACGAUUACACAUACGUAGGAUGCUUCAAGGACAGCCAGCAAGAUCGCAUAUUGGGGGACCAGCUGACAAAUUCCCAGGAAAUGACUACCGAGUUUUGCUACGACUAUUGCAUUACGAAGGACGCCACAUUUAUGGCUACCCAGUACGCGAUUGAGUGCUGGUGCACAUCCGAGCCCGAGGAUCAGGUCGACUAUGCCCGCCACGGAGAGGGAGCGCAGUGUAACUACGAUUGCGCCGGCGAUGAGGACGAGUCGUGCGGUGGUUUUGAUGCUUUCGAUCUAUACCGCAUCGGCGCGGCCUACACUACGAGCGACGGCGGCACAGCUCCCACGCCCGUCGACGGCGAAACCAACAACGAUCAAGGCAACGACACCGAAGGAGACGGCGGCACAGCUCCCACGCCCGUCGACGGCGAAACCAACAACGAUCAAGGCAACGACACCGAAGGAGACGGCGGCACAGCCCCCACGCCCGUCGACGGCGAAACCAACAACGAUCAAGGCAACGGCACCGAAGGAGACGGCGACACAGCUCCUACGCCAGUCGACGGCGGAACCGACAACGAUCAAGGCAGCGGCACGGAAGGUGAAAUGGAGACUACCAUAAGCGAUGUGACAUUAGAAGGAGCGUUCAGUGAGGACAUCGUCCGGAUCAUCGACGUCGAAGGUGUUGUUCCAGGUGGCGCAAGUUGGGCUGACAGCUACUCCGUCGGAAGCAAGUGCUACAUGCAGACCACGUUUGACCACGGCAUUGGCGAGGUGGAGGUGGACACACCGCAAGGCACCAUGAAAAUCGAAGAUCUAUUUUUCCUUCUAGAACCUGGACCCGGAUCUGAAGGCCGACCCCUCUACAACGAUAUUCAAUGCGGAAACGGCCCAGUCAAUUCCGACAAUAUACUUGAUGAAAUCGUUUGCCCUGGUCUGGUGGAAUACGGUAUUGAAGGCUGCGGCCAGAUCGGUCCAUUGUGGGAUCUUUCAGAGCUCGAGUAG
Messenger RNA from Ectocarpus siliculosus, 2661 nucleotides. The record is from the annotation of a GenBank genome assembly. NCBI's taxonomy places the organism in Eukaryota, Phaeophyceae, Ectocarpales, Ectocarpaceae.